Messenger RNA from Drosophila grimshawi, 1095 nucleotides. RefSeq names its product odorant receptor 85c. Gene Ontology annotation, cellular component: plasma membrane. NCBI's taxonomy places the organism in Eukaryota, Metazoa, Arthropoda, Insecta, Diptera, Drosophilidae. The transcript has 4 exons. The record is from RefSeq and is a predicted model, not a curated record. Gene Ontology annotation, biological process: detection of chemical stimulus involved in sensory perception of smell; sensory perception of smell. Bases 1 to 1095 code for a protein of 364 amino acids. Gene Ontology annotation, molecular function: olfactory receptor activity; odorant binding.
AUGCCGCUGGCCAAAAUGGAUAGUAUUUUUAAGUAUGCCAACUUCUUUUACUCGGUCGUUGGCAUUGAGCCCUAUACGAAAACGUCGCGUUCGAGUGUCGCCAGCCACUCGAUCAGUCCUGUGUUUUUAGGCAACAUAAUCACCCUCAGUGUCAAUAUGUUUGGCGAGAUGGGUUUUGUGCUGGUUGCCUUUGCCACCGGAGAGCACAUUUUGGAGGCUAUUAUGGACUUGUCGUAUAUUGGUUUCGUUUUCGUGGGCAUAAUUAAAAUAAUGUCUAUAUGGCAAAAGAAACCGGCGCUCAGCCACAUUAUAUGGGAGUUGGAGAAAUUGUUUCCAUGUGACAAGGCGGCUCAAUCGGCUUACAAUUUGGACAAAUAUUUAAAUUCCUGUUUGCGCAUCAGCUUCAUCUUUUCCAUACUAUAUACCGUGCUCACUUGGACAUAUAAUUUAUUUGAUAUUACGGAAUAUUGCGUAUACGAUUUGUGGCUCGGUAUCCGCGAAGUGCCACACCGGCUGCCCUAUCCAGUUUAUAUCCCGUGGCACUGGCAGGAGCAUUGGAGUUAUUAUGUGAUGCUCAUUUAUCAGGACUUUGCUGCAUGCGUGGCGGCAGCAGGUCAGGUAGCGACAGACUUGUUGAUCUGUGCUCUUACCACUUUGAUCGUCAUGCACUUUGAUUAUUUGGCCAGGACGAUUGAGAAGCAGGUGCUGAGCGGUGAUUGGUCAAAGGACUCGCGCGUGCUCUUGGAUGUGGUUCAGUAUCAUGAGCGCCUGCUGCUUCUCUCUAAUCAACUCAAUGAGGUCUUUGGUGUGCCCUUGCUUAUGAACUUGCUCAUCUCAUCGUUUGUUAUUUGCUUCGUGGGAUUUCAGAUGACACCGACGCGAGCCUUUAGUAUUUCCGUGGCAGCCUAUAAUCAGAAUUGGAACUAUGCGGAUGUGCGAUAUCGCAGAUCAUUGAUUUUAAUCAUAGCGCGAUCUCAAAAUCCAGUUUAUCUCAAGGCAACGGUUCUUAUGACUAUCACCAGAGCCACCAUGACGGAACUGCUGCAAUUAUCGUACAAGUUUUUUGCGCUACUUCGCACCAUGUAUGCCGGAUAG